UACGUAAGUAAUUUGGUUGAUUCACGAUCGUGCUAUGACGCCAAGAAUAGACGUGCUAUGAGUUUUAAUGCUUACAACAAUUUUUAAAUUUUUUCUAUCGAGCCGUAGGUAAAAAAAAUAGUUGUAAAACAUUAUAUCACGUGUAUUGCUUAUGCGAAUUUUUUUUUCUAAUCCAAAAAUAGUGAUAAAUUGAAUUUAAAAAGUCAGCAAAAAGUUUGCUGCCUUUUCAAACCCUCAAAUGCUGGAAACAAAUGUUUGAAAAAUAGCGAGAAAACGAACAAAAAAGCCUCACAAUUUUUUAUCGCUUAAAAUUUUCCUUGAAGCGUGUCCACUUGUUAGCAAAACUUUACUUUCUUAUUCGUUUUAGUCAGUUAGGGCAAACAAAUUUUAUGGUAAUUUUUACUCAAUUUUGCGGGGGUCAUAAUAAUUUGAAAGCUACAUUAAACCAUAUUUUGCGAAUAAGAUCAACACUGUUUACCUUUAAACUUCAGUUUAUUUCACUAGCGUUACUUCAAGGGCAACAAAUCUGAAAGACCGUUUGCUCACUUAUAUUCUGCUUCUGCUUUCAUUCCUUUUAUUUUGACUUGCAGUUCAAAUAAUCUGUCAAAUCGAAAUUUUGGCCCAGUCGAAUUUCUACCCAGACUAAAUGUAUGCGUAAGACCCCGAGACAAGUGAUGCGAAAUAGCCCGAAUCGAGAGAGUUAUCUCAACACAAUAUACACAUAUUUCAGUUGGGCAGCUCAUAUAGGAUCCCCCAAGGACCAAAAGGCAUUCUAAAAAUAGUUCAACUAAAGCUUGAUUUUUAUCAUACCUACCAUGAAGUUAGGCCAAGUUAAUAUUGCAUACCAUUAACAUUAUAGCCUCGACCAUCUAUUUGUCAAAAGCAAGAUUUUGUUUAUACUUUUGGUGUUGAUAGAAAACCCUCUGCAAAUAUUUCUCUCAAGUGUUAUUUAGGAGUUUACUUGUUGGGUUCCAAAAUUAGAUUUCCGACUUCGCCUUUCUGAAAGGCAGACUAAAUACACGUAGCAAACCCGUCUACUGGUUAUUAUUAAAUGCGGUAAAAGAGGCCGAUUUGAAGCCUAGUGGGCUCAAAAAUUUUCACUUUCACUUUAUAUAACCCUAGGGAAGUCAAAGUACAGCGCUACCAGCUAGGGUUGUAUAAUAUAUUCUGCUUCCUGGAAACACAAUUGAUAUUAUUGAUCGUCCCAGCUUUACUCCAGCUCAAUUCUGAAUCGCAGCACGGCAAAAUAGUACCAUACUAUACCAUUAUUUUCACUGUGCUUUGUUAAACUAAACGUUACCAUGGAAAAAGACUUUUACGUGUUAUAAUUUAUUUCCUUCUUUGUCUGACUCUGAUAUCAUUAUUAUAACAACUUAUUACCAAAAAUCGUCUGUCUGCGUUGUUAGGUCCACUUUCCAUAUACAGCAACGCUCUUUCCAUUCACGGCGUUUGAUUCGUUUAAUACUAAAAAUGCUUUUUUUCUCAAGACUUUCAUACGAAAAAGAGAGACAAUAAUAUAUAGCAGAGAACAUUUCGCUUUAAAAGGUUCCGAGGAAUAUUUCCUUUCCAAUUAGUUGUACACAAAAGGUUCCCUUAAUAGCCAUAGGCAUAUUUUGCCCACAAGUAAAUUUUAAUCAGUGGUUUUUACAGCACUUUUGAACUUCUUUGAUACUCAACAGAAGCUUUAAACAGGAUUCAGUUUGAUGCGUAAAAGGAGCGAGGGAAAAAUAAUGCAGAGGUCCGCGGCGUCUACGGGAAAAGAAAAAAAAACGAACUCUCGGAAGACCAAAAAUGGAAUCGAGCGUCCCGGAAUUCUAAUGGAAGUACCUGCCGACGCUUCUCGCGAGCUCAGUCGACUGGAGCGCGGUUUCAAAUAUGUCACCGAUAUGUCGAUAGGACUAAUCGGGUGCAAAUUUGUCCUCAAGUCGAAGACUGAAAUUAAAGAAGAUCUUUUUAAACUCUUCGUCGAGACGUACUGGAACUUCGCACCAUUGCUUCGCAUGAAUAUUAUUGAAGCUCCGAGUAAAUUGGACCACCACUUUUACUUCAAGGAAAUGAAGGAGAUUCCUUUUGACCAAAUCCUGAAAUGGCGGAAGUUGGGAGACCAUGAAAAUCUGCAAGAACAAGUCGAGAGGGAGAUUUGUAUUCCGUUCAACGUCGACCGAGAACCCCUUUGGAGAGUGAUUGUUUUCGACUUGAAACACGAAAUAAACAACAACGAAGAAUAUCCCUUCAAAAAAGGAGUCGUUCUUGUGGUGAACCACACCAUUUGCGAUGGAGUAGCUUUGAUACAACUCUACAAACAAAUCCCACAAAUUCUUAACUUUUACUUGCGGAGUAACGCAGAGUCUGCAGCGUGUGCUACCUCAUCAUUAUCAACAUUGUCAUCCAAUCCCAUCCCAAGAACCGAGCGAGUUCCAGUUGCGGUUGAGGACGUAGUGCCAAAUAUCCACUUCCCUCUGUGGUUCGAACUGCUCGGAACAAUCGGGUCGAAAAUCCUUGCCAGAACAAAAGUUAUACCGCCAUUUAAUCACGAGUUCUUUGAAAAAUUCCAGCCUCCAAUUUGGCAAAACCCUCGAAUCGAACCGGCGCCGAAAAUCUUAACGUUCAAACUGGACACUGAAACUACUACUAAACUCAUUAGAACAACAAAACAACAAAAAUGUACUUUUACUGGUACUUUAAUCGCUGCAAUGAGCAUUGCGUGUGCGAAGCAAAUGCAAAACGGGAAAAUAUGGAAAGGUUCAACUUUCAGAGUUGCUAUUCCUGUUGAUCUGCGGAGGUACUUUUUGGAUCACAGGUAUGACAACUGUAUAGCGAAUUACACGUCUCUUUCACCACUAUGGCUCAAAUGCUCAGUGAGACCACUGAAGAAGAAAGAAAGUGAGCACUCGUUCUUUUGGAGCAUGGCGCGACAGACGAGUCGUGAAAUUCACAGGCUAGUUCGUGGAUCCGAGACUAUAAAAGCGAUCAAUGUCGUCGCACCCUUCAUGGACAAUCCGUCGUUCGCCUCCGACAUGUUGAAGAAAACGGCCACGCAUAGCAGUGGCGGUAGAAUUGCUCUGUUUAGCAUGUCCAAUCUCGGGAUUAUAAAUGGUCCGAAGGAGAUCGACUCUGCGGGAUACCAGUUAGACGACAUCGCGUUUGGUGCUAACGAAGUACUCGGGGGUUCGAUUUUUUCAAAUAAUGUUGCCACAUAUGACGGAUGUCUAAUGUGGAACAUGGUACAUGCAGUGCAUGUUGUGUCAGACGAGACAGCAGCUCAUGUUUUCCAGGGUCUUCGAGAAACCUUGAAUUUGUUCAGCCGAAUGGCAUCUUCGGUAGAGCUGUCGUCUUCAGAACAUUGAGAAGUUUUCAAUCAAUCUGAACAUAAAAGUAAUUAAAAUUAUGUAAAAUCUAGUCCGAAAGUAUAUAUAUAUUUAUUGAUGUUGUCCAUUAAUUAAUCCUAUGUACACUA
This is a messenger RNA of Symsagittifera roscoffensis, 3457 nucleotides long. RefSeq lists its product as uncharacterized. The transcript is spliced from 3 exons. Bases 1704 to 3347 code for a protein of 547 amino acids. NCBI's taxonomy places the organism in Eukaryota, Metazoa, Xenacoelomorpha, Acoela, Convolutidae. The record is from RefSeq and is a predicted model, not a curated record.